AUGGCCGACUAUCAGUACGGAGGCUCCGAAGAGGAGAAUGCGGAGAUUAGAAAUCUCGAGACCCAGCUGCUUGAUGAUCCUGACAACUUCGAAACUUGGGAAAAACUGAUUCGCGCCGCGGAGGCCCUCGAGGGUGGAAUAACGCGCAAUUCCAGCCCCCAGGCCAUCACAACCGUUCGCGCAGCCUACGACCGGUUCCUUGCCAAGUUCCCAUUGCUCUUUGGAUACUGGAAGAAGUAUGCCGACCAAGAGUUCUCUCUCACCGGCACUGAGGCCGCUGAGAUGGUUUAUGAACGAGGCAUUGCUAGUAUCUCGCCCUCUGUUGAUCUCUGGACGAACUACUGUUCGUUCAAGGCGGAAACUUCGCACGACCCCGAUAUAAUUCGAGACUCGCGAAAGUUCUCGUGA
Molecule: messenger RNA, 408 nt
Organism: Penicillium roqueforti
Lineage: Eukaryota; Fungi; Ascomycota; Eurotiomycetes; Eurotiales; Aspergillaceae
Product: HAT repeat-containing protein
Exons: 4
Coding region: 1-408 (135 amino acids)
Biological process (GO): mRNA 5'-splice site recognition; RNA processing
Cellular component (GO): U2-type prespliceosome; commitment complex; U1 snRNP
Molecular function (GO): protein binding
Source: RefSeq, a predicted model, not a curated record